UCACAAACAUUCAAAAAACAAAAUGGCGAAGGCUGGAAGCUCAAGGAGAAUUUCUCUUGAAGAUGCUGUCAAUUAUAUGCUUGAAACUGAUGAUUCUGACAUCGAUUCAUGUCAUGGGGGCCUCAGUAGUGACGAAGAAGAAAGAAUAGAUAAUGCUUUAUUGGGUUACUACUCGGAUUGGGAUGAAAAUGAUCCAAAUGCUGAUGUUGAAAGCAAUCUUGUCGGUCGCUCAUCACCGCCUCCUUCUUCACCGCCACCGCCGCUGUCCACAAACUCGACUGAAACGUUGAACAAUGAAAGUCAAGUAACUGCUCUAAAUUCUGCUGUUUCUCUAACAUUCUGUGCCAAUAAUAAUGUUCCUGACCAUGCCACAGUCACUAAUGAGCCCAGUACGAGAAUUUCUCGUCGCACGCGCCGUCCUCGAAAACAGGUUAUUGAUUUGGGGUCAACCGAUGAUGACUGCGAUAACAAAGAAAACAUUUGCGAGAAACAUACCUCUACAAAAAAAGGUAAAAAGAAGCCAGCUAACAAGAAACCAGCCAAUAAGAAGCCAGCUAAUAAGGAGCCAGUAGCACAUAAGAAUACCAAGAGUUAUGAUGAUCCAGAUACUCCAAACAUUUUGCUUGUUUUUCGAGAGGCUGUUAUCAGGCAACUAACCAGUAUGGAAGAGUAUGCAGAUCCUCCUGUUUACAAUAACUUCCAAGCUCCCAUUGAUAAGAGAUAUAACACUGAACAUAUGCCGGUAUUCACCGAAGAGAAACGAAAUUGUAAAGUCUGUUACGCAGAGUUGAAGAAGCAAGUCCGUGUUUACACGAAGUGUUCUGCUCCACAAUGUGAUGUUUAUUUGCACUUUACAAAAGAAAAUAAUUGUUUUCAGAAGUGGCAUACAACAUUCAAACACUAGGAAAAACAUUCAUUUGUGCAAAUUUUCUUUUGUUUGUAUUCCUGUUCUUUAUUAGGAUUUGAACCGAUUAUUCGUCGGUUUACGAUAAUUCUCUAAAUAGGAGGAGGCUGCUUCAUGUGACCAUAUCUCCGGAA
Molecule: messenger RNA, 1038 nt
Organism: Hydractinia symbiolongicarpus
Lineage: Eukaryota; Metazoa; Cnidaria; Hydrozoa; Anthoathecata; Hydractiniidae
Exons: 2
Coding region: 23-904 (293 amino acids)
Source: RefSeq, a predicted model, not a curated record